UGUUUUAAAAAAUGAUUCGGAGGAUUGUGUUCUCAUCUUUUAAGUACUGAGGAGUAUAUUGUUGGACAAUUUCUUACCUCCAUUAUUGGCAGAGAGAAGAAACAGAGGAAUAAAAAGAACAAAAUCAAAAUAAACAGAGAAGAUGGAUUUGGUUCAGAUGCAGAAGAGUUUGCAAGAUUACACCAAAUCACUCUUCUUGGAAGGGAUUUUGGACAGCCAGUUCUUGCAGCUGCAGCAACUACAAGAUGAAAGCAAUCCAGAUUUUGUUUCACAAGUUGUCACACUCUUUUUCCAAGACUCUGACAGGAUUCUCAAUGAUCUCUCACUGUCCCUAGGUCAGCAAGUUGUAGACUUCAAAAAAGUUGAUCCCCAUGUUCAUCAACUCAAAGGUAGCAGCUCCAGUAUAGGAGCACAGAGAGUUAAGAAUGCUUGCGUUGUCUUCCGCAACUUCUGCGAGCAACAAAACGUUGAAGCAUGUCAUAGAUGUUUACAACAAGUGAAGCAAGAGUACUAUCUUGUGAAGAACAGAUUAGAGACACUGUUCAAGCUGGAGCAACAGAUUGUAGCCUCUGGUGGAAUGAUCCCGGCCGUCGAACUCGGAUUUUGAGUGAAUUUUAUAAUAAAAAUCACUAUCCGUUGUUGUUUAAAUGCGGAGCGCUAGCCUCUUCUUAUCUUUUUGUUACUAUCCGGAAAAGGUUCUUAUGUGAACUUCUUCUUUGUAUCAUUGGAUGAGUGAGACUGUGAGACACGCAAAAAAGUUUCUAAGUCCACACCUCAAACCCACUUACGUAUAAUAAAAUUUCAAGCAGGUCAUGGCUACAUUUAUAUUA
Messenger RNA from Camelina sativa (false flax), 830 nucleotides. RefSeq names its product histidine-containing phosphotransfer protein 1. Lineage: Eukaryota; Viridiplantae; Streptophyta; Magnoliopsida; Brassicales; Brassicaceae. Gene Ontology annotation, molecular function: histidine phosphotransfer kinase activity; protein histidine kinase binding. The record is from RefSeq and is a predicted model, not a curated record. Gene Ontology annotation, cellular component: nucleus; cytoplasm. Gene Ontology annotation, biological process: phosphorylation; phosphorelay signal transduction system; cytokinin-activated signaling pathway.